GGUCGCUAUAGAUUGACGUCAAUGUCAUUAUUGUCUCACACAUGCGCAUGUUGAGACAUAUUUUAGAUCACUACCCUGGUAUAUUGACGGGUUAGUUUGGCUUUGAUUAUUGUCAUUAAAUACCCACUUGCUAACGGAUUUAUGUUUGAUGAGAUUGCGACACCCCCAUCGUUUGUAAAUAGCGUAUAUAUUGUGUUUUAGUGCCAAAACAAUGUUUGUUGUUAGCUAGCUUCUGUUCUGUACGUAAUGCCUACCAUUAACUAGCUAGCUAACGUAAGUUAGCAAGCAUAUUCGCGUCGUUUACAUAGUUAGCUAAUCAUUUACAAGUCCUGGCUGCAGUGAUUUUUGUUGACUUUCCUUUAGUGUCGUAGCCGGGCUUAUUCGUUUUUAAUUGAUAUACAAUUAUUAUUAACAUGAAGGUGCCUACUUCACUUGCUAAUUGUUGUGCUCUGAGUUUAACGGGUAACAUAAGCUAGCAAGCCAGCUAACAGUAAGUAUGCUGAGGACUUGUAGGUUGCUUUUCUGUGUACUGUUUUUUUUUUGUGAACAGUAUGGUUUUUCAGUUAGAAUUAAAUAAAUACGUAGCAAGGUUAUGAAGAUGGUUUUCAAAGUAUGACCACGGUAGUUAAUAUAAUCACACUUUGUGUUAAAUAGCUAGGUUAAACUGUAGCGGACAGAAUCGCUUCUGGUGAUUUUUAAAGUGAUAUAUUUUGGAUAAGCAACCCAAGAUGAAGGGGCAGCAGAAGAGCCCGGAUGAUGACGAUGGUGACGUACCAAUAAUCGAGGAAGGUGAGCACCAUAGAAAUUGUUCUAUGAUUUAUAAUAAUGGUACCAUUGCCACAGAAGGUGACCCAACCGCAAUCGCAACCAUCCAGUCUGCGGCCACCUUCUCAUCCGAUCAGCCAAUCAAGUACCUGUUCAAGGCGGAGGGAGGUGGGCUGCCGGUAGGGGAGCUGUACCCUCCCACAGGGCAGGUGACCUACCGGGUGAUCCAAGUGUCUGAUGGUCAGGUGGACGGGCAUGCAGACGGAGCAUCUGCUGUCAGCGUGGUGACUGGAUUCCCUGCCACGACGCAGUCAGUUACACAGGCUGUGUUUUCCCAGUCUGAAGGUUUGGACGGGGAGGCUUCAGAGACCCACUACUACUACCCCGUUUCUGACACCACACAAACCACCAUGAUGACCAAUGUCCAGGCUCCGGAGGCACUGCUCACUCAAAGCACACCUGGCGGUCAGCUGUAUGUUAUGAUGUCACCGCAGGAAGUUUUGAGUGGGGCCAACCAAGGGUCCAUAGCAGCCUGCACAAAAAUAUCUAACAGCAAGUCAGAACCUCCUCGUGCAUCUAGAGACGACAAGAGACGCGCUCAACAUAAUGAGGUUGAGCGUAGACGUAGAGAUAAGAUAAACAACUGGAUCGUCCAGCUGUCCAAAACCAUCCCAGACUGUACCUUGGACGCUACGAAGAAUGGACAGAGUAAAGGAGGGAUCCUGUCCAAGGCCUGCGACUACAUCCAGGAGCUGCGCCAGAGCAACGCCAGAUUGGGGGAGGACCUGGAGACUUUGGAGAGGCUCCGCAUGGACAACCAGCUGCUUCGACAUGAGGUCGAUGACUGGAAAACCAAGAACCAGAUGCUUAGGAGCCAGCUGCGACAGAAUGGCAUUGUGGGACUGGCUGGAGUGGAUCCACAGUGAGCGGGCCCUGUUUGAAUGGUCCCAAACGGCAACUGAACUUUCUGCACUUCCUUGAGGUAGUAACUGAUCUGUAUGUGAUUGGAGCAGCAGUAACAAGGGUCCAUUAACACGCCUCACACCAACUCCGUCCCCUUAGAGCUGUAAGUUAAUCAAGGAAGGCAGGAAGAAAGACUGGAAAACAGGAAGAAAUUAUGUACUAGGGAGGUAUUCGACCGAGGCCUUGGAUGCUGUGGACAACUGAACUUUUAAAUGACUGCACUGGUCAGUAAAUGUGAAUGCAGAGCAGCGUUGAUUGCAGCAUAUCGGGACUGCUGUCUUUUUGGAAAUGUCUUUCAAAAAAAAAAAAUCUACAGACUUUCUGUGAUCACUUUAUAUUUAUCCUACCUGGAGUUAUACAACAUACACUCAUCUGUUUUGUUUUAUCAACUUUUCAUUAAAAAUGUAUUUUGUAUCACUGAAAACUACUUUCCCAUUUAUGGAUAUACUGUAUAUACAUUCACUUGCAAACAAAUUAUUAGGGAUUACAAAUAUAAAUGCUUUUAAAAUAAAACCUAUUAUGGAAACUUUUGAAAUGCUAGAUGGAAUCAGUAUUUAUUGGUUUCGGCACUGCUAACAGCUGGCACUGGUGUUUGCAUCAUUUCUAAUAAAGAUCACUGAGCCCAAA
Molecule: messenger RNA, 2355 nt
Organism: Esox lucius (northern pike)
Lineage: Eukaryota; Metazoa; Chordata; Actinopteri; Esociformes; Esocidae
Product: upstream stimulatory factor 1-like
Exons: 10
Coding region: 729-1691 (320 amino acids)
Biological process (GO): regulation of transcription by RNA polymerase II
Molecular function (GO): protein dimerization activity; DNA-binding transcription factor activity, RNA polymerase II-specific; RNA polymerase II cis-regulatory region sequence-specific DNA binding
Source: RefSeq, a predicted model, not a curated record